CACUGAGGUUCACCUGAGCUCCCGAGUUGCCUCCAAGCUAGGAUCCGCGGAGCUUGGUCCGGUGCAGCCAGUGUCAUUGUCGGCUACCCUCUGGACACGGUCAAGCAACCACUUUGUGUGGGCGCCGUGGGGAUGGCAAGGCAUUGGUGUUGGACCAAGCAAGUGCAAGCCCUGCCCUGCGGGCCUUCCAGCCGCACUCCUAAUGCAGACUCGCCUGCAGGCCGGCGUGGGCUAUGGAAACACCCUCAGCUGCAUCCGCAUGGUGUACAGGAAGGAGAGUGUGUUCGGCUUCUUCAAGGGCAUGUCCUUCCCCCUGGCCAGCAUCGCCGUGUACAACUCGGUGGUGUUUGGGGUCUUCAGUAACACGCAGAGGAUCCUCAGCCAGCUCCACAGCAGGGAGCCUGAGGCCAGCCCGCCCCGCACCCUGUCAGACCUGCUCCUGGCCAGCAUGGUGGCCGGCGUGGUGUCCGUCGGACUGGGCACGCCUGUGGACCUCAUCAAGAUCCGCCUGCAGAUGCAAACACAGGCAUUUCGGGAAACCAGCCUCAGUUUGAAGAACAGGACAGUGGCUCUCGGGGAGCAGCCAGCCUACCAGGGGCCUGUGCAUUGCAUUGCAACCAUCGUGCGGACAGAGGGCCUGGCGGGGCUGUACCGGGGUGCCGGUGCCAUGCUGCUGAGGGACGUCCCGGGCUAUUGCCUCUACUUUGUCCCCUAUGUGUUCCUGACCGACUGGAUCACACCUGAGGCCUGUGCAGACCCCAGCCCCUAUGCUGUGUGGCUGGCAGGUGGCGUGGCAGGAGCAAUUUCUUGGGGGACAGCGACUCCUAUGGAUGUUGUGAAAAGUCGACUCCAGGCUGAUGGGGUUUAUUUAAACAAAUACAAAGGUGUCCUGGACUGUAUCUCCCAGAGUUACCAGAAGGACGGUCUUAAAGUGUUUUUCAGAGGCAUCACGGUGAAUGCUGUGCGGGGCUUCCCCAUGAGCGCAGCCAUGUUCCUGGGGUACGAGCUCUCGCUGCGGGCCAUCAGAGGGAACUACCCGGUGACCAGCCCCUGAGUGCCAGGGCCAGGGCUGGCGUCAUGGACCAGGGCCCCAUUCCCUGCAGGGCGAGGCCUCUCCAGAACCUGCUCACCUCCGAACCCCUUCUU
Molecule: messenger RNA, 1146 nt
Organism: Myotis brandtii (Brandt's bat)
Lineage: Eukaryota; Metazoa; Chordata; Mammalia; Chiroptera; Vespertilionidae
Gene: SLC25A48
Product: solute carrier family 25, member 48
Exons: 9
Coding region: 203-1054 (283 amino acids)
Biological process (GO): transport
Cellular component (GO): mitochondrion
Molecular function (GO): transmembrane transporter activity
Source: RefSeq, a predicted model, not a curated record